Molecule: messenger RNA, 7887 nt
Organism: Eimeria maxima
Lineage: Eukaryota; Apicomplexa; Conoidasida; Eucoccidiorida; Eimeriidae
Exons: 7
Coding region: 1-7887 (2628 amino acids)
Source: RefSeq, a predicted model, not a curated record
AUGAGGGUGCAGCUGCUACAUGUUCCCGCAGGAGACGCCUUCGUGGCUCUGUUGCUGCCGGCCUUCAUCUCGACGGUGUAUGGUGGAUUUCUGGUUGCUGCGGUACUGCAGCAAGUGGAUAACCCCACCCCGGUGGCUCCGAAUCCGGUUUGGGGGCCUGUUGCUGUGGCUCUCGGAAGCGCCUUGUGCUUCAGUUUGUUGCUUGCCCUUGCGGGCCCCUACGCCUACAGCGAUUCGAUCCCUGCAGCGGACUUGUGCCUUCUGGUGGGGCUGCUGCUUCCGGCUCUUGCUGCUGCCCUUACAGUGGGGCCUCCUUCCCUGGGGCUUACACCUGCCAGGCUCUAUGGUGUCCCGUAUUUGGCUGCUACCGUUGGGCUCUACUGCUUUGCCGGGCUCUCACCUUCGCUGCUACUGCUGCUCGCAGGAGCAGCGGCCGCCACCUGCGCUGCUCAGGCGGCGCUGUGGGGAGCUGGUGUUGAUGACCAAGCGUUGAGCACCCUGCAUGCAGCAGCAGCCAACUUUCUGGGGUGGUGUCUAUGCACGCGAAUAUGGCAAGACGCUGUGGCGCUGCUUGUUGCCGAGCUGCUGCCGUACCAGUCCGCAUUCGCGGUACUCCCAGGCCUAGAAGUAUACGAGCGUAGAGUCCUAAAGUCACAGCGCAUUCACACUUCUGUUCCUGUUGCUGCGGUUGCUGUACCAGCUGCGGCUCCUGUUGCUGCCCAUGCUUCCGCCCCUACUUCUGGUUGCGCAUCUGCUGCAACAGAAGCAGAAACACCUGUAGCCGCUGCAGACGCAUCGUCCGCUGGAGACCUCUCAGCGGCUCCUGCAGCUGCAGAAAGCGAUGAGGCUCCUGCAACAAACUCAGGCAAGAGCUGGCGGUGGAGCCCCGGAGCCUUGGUCCUUCCUAAAGGUAUACAGCAACAGCAGCCUCAGCAGCAGCAACCAGUUAAGCAGCAGCAGCAACAGCAACAGCGGAUCAACUUGUCAGCUUACGAGAAGAUCCCAAGAAAUACCAGGGCUUCUCUACCUACGCUGUUGCAGCAACAGCUACACCAGAAGCAGACGAGGCUCCGGGGCGAAGCAGCAGCGGACAGCUCUCUUCCUCGUAACUACUCACCUGUUUCACCGGGAAACGCAGACAUGCCUCUAAAAAGCCACCAGCUGAAGCAAGAUCCACAGCUGCAUCAUCAGGAGCACCGCCACAAACUCUGUGACGCGCAACUGCAGCAGCGCCAGCAGGGCCAGGGGCAGCAACAGAACGCGCAACAGCAGCAGCGGCCGCUGCCGAAACACAAACAGGCGCGUUUUACCGACCCAUGCCCCCGUAAAUCCCCCCAUAUCCCCGUUGAAGGUGCUGAAGCUAAAACAAUAGAAACCGAAUAUAGAGCUGCUACAAGUGCCACAGCAGCGGCUUCUCCGCAUUCGAGGGCUGCUGCUGCAAAACUCCCACAGUCACCCCUUCAUAGCUGUCAGCCUCCACAAGAACACCACCAGAUGAAGCAAGAACACGACUACCAGGUUGAUCGGCACAAACGCCUAGAGCAGCAGCAACAACAAGAUCACGAGAAGCAGAAACAGGCCGAUCAGCGAAAGAGCCAGCUGCAGAGGCCGAAGCAAAUCCAACUCAUGCUGCAGGAUGCCAGGGGCAGCCAGGCACGCUUUCGCACCAGACGACAGCACACGACUCCCUCCAGGGUGUUGCAGAGGGCUGCUGAAGCAGCUGCAACAUCGGCAACAGGAGAAACCAGUGAGGAGAGCAGACGAACAGCCAAAGGCCAGCACCGGCACAUGCCGGCAUCUCGAAGACAGUCCCUACCAAGGUUGUGUCCGUCGCCGCCUGUUCCCACACGCCAGCAGCAGCAACAAUACCAGCAACUGCAGCAACAACAGCAACAUCAUCAGUCGCAUCAGCUGCACAGGCAGCAACAUUCCAUUGCUGGGACCCCCCCCCACCCCUUAGAUUCAACAAUGAUGGGCAUGCCCCUAGCCAAGGGAUCGGCAGCUACGCGUGCCGCAGCGACGGCGGCUGCAGCGGCUGCAGCGGCUGCGGCGGCUGCAGCAGCGGGUGUUGCUGCUGAGACAGCCCAGUUGUGGCGCUUUGGAGGCCUGGGACUGGCCCCUGCAGACGUCAGCUGCUCUGUUGCCCCUUCUUCAACAGGAGCAGUAGCAGCAUGUGCCAGGCCUCGUCGUGGGAGCGCUCACCAAGGGUGCAGCAGCAGCAGAAGCAGCAGCGGGGUGCAGCCAACUGAUUGCGCUGGUCGGGAGCUUUUUUACAAACCCACACUGGGCCUCCAGGUGGAGCGUGGGGCCGCGGGAAGCCGUGAAGUUCUAUCUCUAGCACCAGCAGCAGCAGGUAGUGCAACUCGACAAUCUGAGUGCCCAGCAACGAUAGCAGGUGGUGCCGCUUCUGCUGCAGGAGCUGCUGCCACAGUGGCCAACCUGCGGAGCCCUGCUGCUGUCCUUAGGAGAGCAGCGAGGAGGUUGGAUGUCCUCCGCAACAGCCGAACAGUGACACUAAAGAAGAAGUGGACAGCAAAACGAUCCCUACAACAGCAGCAACAACAGCAGAGGCAGCAGCAGUAUCUGUUGCACCUUCUACAAAUGCAGCAAAAGCCAUCGCCCACAGCCAUAGACAAGGGGCCUUUCCAGUCCCAGCGUUUAGGAGGGGCCAGCAGUAGCUGCAGCAGCCUGUGUCGCAGUAGCAGCCAGAUCUCUGCUUCUCUGCACGCAGCAGUAGCAGCAGGAGCGGCACUGGCUACUCCGCACCUCUCCACAGGGGCGUUGGGGAUAGGUAGCAACAGCAGGAGAGGCAGCUGCUGCAGCAGUACCUACCUUUCCAGUUCGAGUGCUGCUGGCCUUGCAACAGCUGACUUGCCCGGCUCUUCUGUUGCUCCUCCUUCAGCUUGUGCUUCUCCAGGACCGGCGGCUGCUUCCGUUUCUGGCGGCGCCUCUGCUACUGCUGCUGCUGCGCCAAUUCCUACCACGAGUAGCAGCAGCAAGAAUGCCGAGUUGCGUCUGCAGCAGCAAAGGCUGCAGUGGCUGCGGCAGCGGCUUGCCGAGAACCAAAUAGACGACCUUUUUGUGGAAUCCCUCGACGUUUGCUGGGAGUGCUGCUGGCGCUUUUGUCACAGUGCAAAGGGUGCCACCCAGCACGAUGCUCUGUCUGCGCCUGCUGUCUCAGCUCCGGCUUCUGCAACUGCUGCAGCAGGGGCCUCCACAUCUGCUGCUGCUGAUGCUUCUGCUGGGGAUGAAGCUGCUGGCGGGAACUGCAAGCAUCAGCACGAGCAAGUGGAGCCAGGAGAUGUGGAGCAGCCUUCACCCCCGCACAAACAGCGGCUCCAGCAGCUCAAAGAGCUGCAGCAGCAGCCGCUGCUGCCGUUGCUGCAGCAAGGGGAGGCACCACCACUGCCUAAGAGGCAAGAUGACGCGUCAGCUGCCCUGUCGGCAGUGAGGGCUAUCGGCGCCCUUGAAGCUGCAGCGCGUUUGCAGCAGUGGCGGAAGCAGCAAAAAGGGGGAGGGUCAGCUUUGCCGCAGCAUCUGCUGCAGCAAAUUAUCUGCAACGCAGCAUCAGCUGCAGCAGAGACAGCAAGUGCUUCGCGAUCAAUUGCAGCAGGAGUCGCAGGAUGUUGGAAAGAAGUGGCAAAAAAUGAUAGUUUAGUAACUGUUCAUGUAGACCAGCGUGUGCCGUUUGCCCAAACACAGCAGCAGAUGCAGCACUGGCAACAAGAAGCAAGGGGAAUAUUAUGCUUUUACGGAAACAUUUGGAAAGGGCCUCUGCGGUGGAUUCACAGCGAGAGGCUGCUGAGGCCUCCGACGAAAGAGGAACGGCAGCUGGAAGCUGUCGCCUUUGUCCUAACAAGGGAACUUCUGAGGAGGGAUCAGCAAGGGCCGCAGCCUGGGCCCCUCGCUGCAGCAGUUGCUGCUGCUGCCCCAUGUGCCCGGCAGGUGCAGCAGCAGCAAGAUCCUAAACCUUUAGGACUGCAGCCGCAGCAGCAGGGAGUAUGCGCAAGCGCCACACAACAAGUCCUAGCUGACAGCCAAGCUCACCGCAGCAACCCUUGCAGCAGUGACAGCAGCAGCUGCGAUUCACCCAGUAGCCGACGGGCAGGGAUGUGGAUUGGAACCCGCACACCAGCAACUCUAGCUUCUGCAGAAGCAACUACAGUGGCGACACCUGCAGCAGCAUCAGCAGCAACAGCGGCAACAGUAGCAGCAGAAGCUGCAGGAAAACAGAGCGAGGCAGCUGGUCAGGUGGCGAGACAACUAAGACAGCUAAGGGUAACGCGCCGCAGCAUCCCUCCUCCUAUGCCGCUGCAGCGCCUGACACUGGGCUUCGCUGAUGCUGCCAUUGAGGAGCAGUACUGUGCUUGGCGAGUCGGUUGGAUGGAGAGAAAGCGUCUUUGUAGCUGCAGCAAGCCGGCGCUGCUUCUGUGGGGUUUGUUCAGUUUGUUGCUGCCUGCUGCUGCCUUCUGGUGGGCCUGGGACGGAGCGCAUGGUGGUUGCAGGCAGCAGCAGCCCCAGCAGUAUCAUUUCAAUGGCUUUAAAUUCUAUGGAGCAUUAAGAUUGAUGCUGCAGCUGGGCGGAGAGGCCGCUCUGUUCCUGCUUCUCCCCUGCAGCAAAAGCAAUGACAAAGGAGCCGGGAGCAACAGCAAAAGCAGCUACAGCAACAGCAGCAGCAGUGGCCCUCAGGCCAACCAUCAUAUCCGCUGCUUGCUUGCAGCAGCCGCUCUGCAACAACAACAGCAGCAGCGCCACGCUUGCCUCCUCUUUAUGGUGUACUCUGCUGGCUACUGUUGUGUCGUCAUUGCCUGUCUGAUCCUCAUUAAAAGUCGAGUGCUACAGGGGCCUUCCCCUGUCUCACUCGUGCUAUUGCUCCUGCGCAGCGGAGCUUCCUUUUCUGCCAUGUGGUCGGUGCUGCACUGUCUGGUGCUGCGAACAGAGGAACACUCCAGCAGGUGCGUCUUUUCAACAACCGUGCUGCCCUACUUGUUGCGUCUGGAGGCAUCAGACUGCUGCGGCUGCUGUGCUUACACUGGAUCGAGAGCAGAAGUCCAACCAGAAUCCCCAGCAAGAGGCACGACCCCAGGAGAAACUGUGGCAACGGAAGAAGCAGCACCCGAAGUGAAUCCGGGGGAAAAAGAGUCUCUGCCCGCUGCUUCAAAGUCAAAACGGCUACGGCUUUCUCCGCAGCAGCAGCAGCAUACGCCCCAUGGAUAUGCAGUAGGGGAGACGUGCAGGAGCAGUAAAAAGCCCCUAAAAGGCAAGCAGCAGCGACCCAGACUGCACAGUGGGGCUGCUUCUCCUCCAUACGCAGCUUCGAACAGCAGCAGCAGCAACAACAACAACAAGCGCAGAGCAACAGGAACAACAGCAAGACGCAAGAGAGGCUUCUUCCAUGGGAUUGGCACUUGCUUUUUCAACGUGCAAAGAAGGCUUCAACAAAUCGCUAGCGAACAUCUAAAUUCGGUGACAGAGAGCAGCUUGCAUCAGCAGCCGGAGGAGCAACAGCAGAAGCAGGCGAUGAGGACGCAGGUGGCAAGCCGUGGUCUGCGGCGCUGCCGUUCUACAGGCUUUUUCAUUGGGAGAAGAGGGGAAACAGCAAAUUGUGUUGGGGAUGCUGCUGCGGUUGCUGCCACUGCGUGGUCAGAUCUGGAGCCUUCCCGUACCUACAGGGAGCUGCUGGAAAGUCUCCCUUCCCUUAGCCGCAGACGGCGGCGUCGCCGCACCAGCAGCAACACAAGCAGCGGCAGCACCAGCAGUAGCAGCACAGUAUGGGAUAUCCCCCGCCCCGUAGAAGAUACAAUGUUGGCGCAGAAAGGUGCUGAGCCAUCUGAGCUGCAAGAAAGACAACCCAGAAAGGUUCCCAAAAUGCUGCACUGCUGCCUCUGGAGGCGCACCCCACGAGUAGCAGCAGCAAAGACACUCGUUGCUCCUGCCCCGCCAGCGACUGCUGUAGUUGCUGCCACUGCAACGCCAGGAACUCCAGGAAUCUCGGUGCAAAGUAGCAUCAGUAACAGCAGCAACAGGAGUAGCAACAGCAGCAACAGACCUGUAGUUCCGGCGGACAAUGUGAGCAGCGGGAAAUGGAGGAUACGAAGCGAAAGCGGAGGUUCGCAGCAGCAGCAGCUGCGUCUCAGCAGCGGCAGCACCAACGGCAAACGAGCUGUACGGACACUUGUGAAACUGUCAAUUGAACCCGGUCAAGAUCGCGUGGCCCUACCUGCUGCUGGCCAAAUCGGUCUGGAGACGGUUCGUGAGACAACGACGUUCACACAGCAGCAGCAGCAUCUGCUGCAAAACAAAAAGCAGGUGCUUCAGCGUGUGCAUACGAGGCUUUUGACCCUUUACAAGAGCCCAGUGCUCCAGCACAAAACUCCUAGCUCUUCGUUUCCCUCACCAGCAGCAGCAGCUGCGGCGGCGGCGUCUGUGCCUCUACGCGAUGGGCACUCCUGGAGUCGGUUCCAAAACCCCAAGUUCUUAAGCAGCAACAGCAGCUCCAGCAGCACCAAUAACAUCGCCGCCUGGCUAAGGGGAAACAGCAUCAAAGAAAGUCCCCUCAGCAGGGUGCCUCGGGAGGCGGGGCAGGCCCAAAGUCUCGCGGUGCUGUCGGCGUGGCAGAAGCGGCGCAUCAGCAGCAGUAGUAGCAGCAGCAGCGGUAGCAGACUUUGGGGAGACACAGGAGCCUCACCGUCGGUGCACCUGGUCCGCUCAGCAGCGAAGCAAGCAGCGCACGCGUCUUAUCGCCUCCCGCUUUUCUCACCUCGUCGCACGACUGCUGCUACUGCAGGCCAGAGCCCGGUUGAUGCUUUCUCUUUAGGCACUGGAAGGUUGGUGAGGAGCGAUGAUUACAGCCCACAAGGGGACAGCAGCAAGGCAACAGCAGCUGCUGCAGUCUGCAGGUGUACAGACACUGCGCGCUCCGGCUGGCGCAGCAAGCGGCAACAAGUAGCGACACUGCAGCAACAGCUGCAGCUGCAGCCCUCUCGCAGUCUGAAUUUUUCUUCUCAAGACCAAAGGGCGGCAGCAGAAUCGGGAUACGGAUUGGCUCUUGCUGCUGCGAGAGGCGGCGGCGCCCCUGCAGCAGUAGCAGCCUCCGGGCGCGCCGAGGGACGCGCCGAGGCGCGGCCUACCACUUCAUCUGCUGCAGCAACGGACGUUUGGAUUUCCGUACCCUAUCUCCAUCCAAGCUGGACGUGUGUUGAGCUUCUACACAGGCAGCAGCAGCCGCAGCAACAACUGUGGCACUCCCGUACUAGUUCUGCUGCUGCUGCAGAUGUGUCUCCUCAACUUCAUCGCGUUUUCAGCAUGAGACGCCCCGAAAAAUUAAGCGGCAAAAGCAGUGGCAGUAGCAGCAGCCUCUGGGGAGCAGCAAAUACGAGAGAAACACUAGGGCCAAGAGAGACGGCCACAGAUGUUAUUGAGCAAGUUCAAGCCCCCCGCGCUUCUCGCCGUCCCUCCCUAUUGCAGCCAGGGUGCUUGCAGCGCUCCGCUGGUGCUGCCUCGUCAACUACUACUGCUGCUGCUACUGCCUCUCCUGCUUCUGCUGCAGCCGGAGGAGGCGGCUACACGACAUCUGGGGCUUGGGAGCCCCAACGAGGGAGCAGCACGAGCAGCAGCCAGCAGCAGAAUCAGGAGACGGUAGCAUCAGCGCGCGCAGCAGCAUGUGCUGCCGCUGCUGCGUUGCAUCGGGGCGGAACUGCCCGCGUACGGGCAGCAAAAGAAGGUGCUGCUGUUGUUGCUCAGCGAGCUGCAGCAGCAGCUUUGAUUGCUGCAGCAGAGGAGGUAGGAGACGGCCUAUCAGACUCCCGGCAAGAAGGGAAGUUCUUCUACCCCGAGCAGUGCAUUCGAGACAGACUUCAGAAGCUCUUCUGGGGGCUCAGUGUCUAA